Pecten maximus is the source of this 1434-nucleotide messenger RNA. Its product is annotated as probable GPI-anchored adhesin-like protein PGA18. NCBI's taxonomy places the organism in Eukaryota, Metazoa, Mollusca, Bivalvia, Pectinida, Pectinidae. The coding region runs from base 279 to 1313 and encodes 344 amino acids. The record is from RefSeq and is a predicted model, not a curated record. The transcript has 4 exons.
CAGUGACACAAACAUAACAGAUAACCAAAUAAAGUUAAACGUAAUGCACUUUUCUCGAGUACAAAACAAUCUUUCUGUGGCCUAGUUCCUCUGAUAAAUAUUUGCGUCAUAAUAUUGGCACCAAGGUACAAUUCAUAUGCUAAUCAAUUGAUAACCAUUGAUAUCAUUAACAAACGAAUCACUUUUGUAACAAUAUAACGCCUGUAUUUUAAGCAUGAUUUUUUUUAUCUCACUGUUCAAACCCAAACCUGAUAAUUUCCUUUUUGUUUUAGAUAUUCAUGCUGUUUAUCCCUUUCUGGUAUUUCCAAAAAGCUGGAUCCUCAAUAGUCGGCUGCCCUGAUGUCACACCGUCUGCCGUUUCCUAUGUGGACAAUGGUGUCACGUGGUGCUAUUGGCUUAAAAGUACGGCCCAGUCCUCUAUCUACCAGGAAAUCAUGUGUGCAACCAACGGUGGAACAUUGGCAAAUAUACCAUCGGCAGCUCACGAGACGGUUAUCAAAACGGCGUUAGGCUCGUCUUGGACUGUUACAGACAAUGUUUACAUUGGCGUGACAGAUGCCACCCGCACUGGGAAUUUCCAGACAUGGGCGGGGGAUAGUCUUACUUACACAAAUUGGGCUAGUACGGAACCACAGUCCAGCAAUGUUUGUGUCUAUAUGGAGAGGACAAGUUACGAAUGGUACACAACUCAUUGCAACGACCACCUGCCAGCAGUAUGUUACUGCGUCAUAGAUCCACUUGACUCAUACACUUGUUCCGGUACAGUUGUUACCAGUGCUGGUGGCGUUACAAAUACUGGUACAACAGUUCAAUCAAGCGUAUCAAAUGUCCCCACUACGUCACCUCAGACAGCCAGUACUGACGGGAGAACAUCUACGAAUAUACAAACAACAACAGCAGCCAGUAAUGUCUGCUAUCCAUCGAGUCUCACGAGUUGUCUUUCCUGUUGUUACGCCCAAACGACAACGACAACAAGCUCUAUUGGAGCUUCAUUUAUGGACAUUGUAGCAGAUUUGAAAAUUGAUAUAAAACAAACAAAUAAAUUUCAGCGGAAGUUGCACAGCAUUGCGGAUCAUCGACCGUUAUCUGUCAGCAUAGGAACUGUGGCUAUAUUUACCCUUAUUUCAGUCAUCGCUGUUAUUGUUACAUGCGAUGUCCCAGUCCUUUGUAGACAAUGGAACAUGCUGAGGAAGUCAAUGCGGCGUUUGCUGUGCAGACGUCCAAAGUCACGUGUCGCGCGAAAUUCAAGAUCUAUUCAUCCAGGUGAAUUUCUUGAAACGACCACUCAUCCUCCUUCUGUAUCGACGUCCUAAAUUACAUGUGGUGCAAUAUCCAUUUUCAACUGUUUGUCAAAAUACAAUUGAAAUUAAUCUCACUUUGCGUAGCAGUGUGCAGUGAAAAUGCCCAAUUCUGACAAAUAAGGCACAUGUUUUA